AGUUACAGGUGGUACAACGGCAAUUUGUGCUUUAAAUGGACUUGUAGGUAUUUCAGAAGUUACGACUUCGACUUGUACAUCAUCAUCUCGUAUUUCCAAAGUGUCUUCACCUGAAAUUAAAUAG
Messenger RNA from Rotaria sordida, 124 nucleotides. Lineage: Eukaryota; Metazoa; Rotifera; Eurotatoria; Philodinida; Philodinidae. The record is from the annotation of a GenBank genome assembly.